Molecule: messenger RNA, 8278 nt
Organism: Anastrepha ludens (Mexican fruit fly)
Lineage: Eukaryota; Metazoa; Arthropoda; Insecta; Diptera; Tephritidae
Gene: Tmep
Product: transmembrane protein 184B
Exons: 9
Coding region: 464-1687 (407 amino acids)
Biological process (GO): transport
Molecular function (GO): transporter activity
Source: RefSeq, a predicted model, not a curated record
UUCGUAUUUAUUUUUCACACUAAUCAGUGGGUUUUUUCUUCAACGUCCACGGAAGUUGGUUACUGAAUUAAGCAAUUUCAUUGUUUUAAAAAUUGCAAAAUUAAGCACAAAUCAAAAAUAAAUCGCGCACAAAUUACAUGUAAACUGUGUUUGAAGUUGGAAAAACGUAUUUUCACAACAAAAGUGAAGUGAGUGUAUAUUCACCAAUAACUCAAAAAAGAUAAAGCAAAACGAAAAAACGUCAUCUUUUGCAAAUUGAAUCGUUGGUGACUACGACGACAACCAGCAGGAAAACUGUAUUGGGGAAAACUUACAAAUUACAAAAAUCUGUCAAAUGCGAAUUGGUUAACUAUUCUGCUGAAACAGAAUAAUACGCAAUCAGAAUUGGAAAAAUAAUAUAGUAAAAAGUCACGGUAACAAAAAACAAACGCAGCACAUAUCUACAAAACGCAGUCGAACAAGUAUGAGCAGCGUUGUGAGUAGCACAGCGCCCAGUACAGCAAGCUUCAUUGAACCGAAUGGCACAGCAGCAGCCGCAGUCGCAGCCGCCGUAUCGACGAUGACCGAAUCAACUACCAUAAAACCGAAUUUCAUUGUACAAGCCAAACCAAUGUCGUCGCCCAUUGAUCCUCUCAGCCACGUCGGUGAUGGUAUCUUCCUGCAGACAAAGACCGCCCAAGGACUUGCGACCGUAUUCGUGUGGGCGGCCCUUUUCAUCACAUGCCAACAGAUUUAUCAGCACUUGCGUUGGUACACAAAUCCACAGGAACAACGUUGGAUAGUGCGCAUCCUAUUUAUUGUGCCCAUGUAUGCGACAUACUCGUGGAUCAGUUUAUUUUUCUUCAAUUCAGAUAACGUAUACGUGUAUUUCUUUACCGUGCGCGAUUGUUAUGAAGCUUUCGUCAUCUACAGCUUCCUGUCGCUCUGCUACGAGUACCUGGGUGGCGAGGGCAACAUAAUGUCCGAGAUACGUGGCAAACCCAUUAAGAGCUCGUGUCUGUAUGGCACCUGCUGCCUAAAAGGCAAAACAUAUACCAUCGGUUUCCUGCGCUUCUGCAAGCAGGCCACCUUGCAAUUCUGCUUGGUGAAACCGCUUGUGGCUUUUAUUAUUAUAUUCCUGCAAGCCUUUGGUCAUUACCACGACGGCGAUUGGAGCGCCAACGGCGGUUACAUUUAUAUCACAGUUAUCUACAAUAUAUCCGUCACACUUGCCCUCUACGGUCUAUAUUUAUUCUAUUUUGCUACGCGUGAUUUGCUAACACCAUUUGAACCUGUUCUGAAAUUUUGUACAAUCAAAUCGGUAAUUUUCUUAUCAUUUUGGCAAGGUGUGAUGUUGGCCAUUUUGGAAAAGGCCAAGGUCAUCUCGCCGAUUGUGGACAGUGCUGGCACUGUCACCUCAGCUGGUACGGUUUCGGCGGGCUAUCAGAAUUUUUUCAUUUGCAUUGAAAUGCUAUUCGCUGCUAUUGCGUUGCGUUAUGCAUUCCCAUAUCAGGUUUACGCGCGUAGCUGUAUUGCUGAUGGCCAAGGCCGCUCUGUAACCAUGCAGUCGAUUUCAAGCAGUCUUAAAGAAACUAUGAAUCCCAAGGAUAUUAUGACAGAUGCUAUACACAAUUUCCAUCCACAAUACCAACAGUAUACGCAGUACAGUUCCGAAGUUACCUCGUCUCAGCGUUAUGAGAAACUUUAAAAUGAAUGGCAUUGUGCUAAUGAGCUGAACGGAAGACACAUAAUGUUGUGAGAGCGUUGAAAAAGGAUGAAAAAUUAGUACUUACUUAUUAUAAAAUAAUGAAACGAAAUUAAUUCUAAAGCGAUAUAUUUUUUCCAUAGUGCUGUUAUGUUGACAAAAUGCCUUUGCAAAGUGCGUUUGCAUACCAAAAUUGCCUUAUACAAACACUUAUAUCUACAUACAUAUAAAUUGCAAAACAAAAACGUCUAAAAGCGACAAUUAUAAUAAAACAGUAAAUUAAAAGUGAAAACUUGCAUAGCUUUUAAGUUUAUAUUGAAAAUAGUACAUAAUCAUAUACAUGCAACUGUCUGUAUUGAGGAGGAGGUAUGAGUAUUCAGUUUAAUUGGUUUAAAUACAUUUUUUUUUAGUUUAUAUUUGUAAGUUUGUACGAGUGCUGACUAAUUGCAGUGCAGCAAAAACACGCAACCUUAGUAGCUCAAAGUAUAAUACACCUGCGCAAAAAGAAUUUCGUUUUUCUUUAUAUUGAGAAAAAUUUAAUACAAAAUACUUGAUAACAGUUUUUAAGACGCCUUAAGCGUUGAAUUAAGUACACUAGGAAAUUCUCCCAACACAUUCCUGUUCCAACCGAUCAUCUUUGCCAAACAUAAAGUAAUUGAAAUUUCUGUUUUCAAUGCUAUAACACUGAAUCAUCUUUUCUUUACUUCUGCUUUAUUUGAAUUCUUGUUAUUUUAUUUUAUCUUUUAUAUGCAAUUAAAUUUUUAUACAUAUAUUUUGCCUGUUUCCCUGCUGAUAGCUUAUUUUAUUACAUUACAAAAUAAUUUGUAGCGUAUUUUAAUUUAUCCACGCCUGUUAUAUAGUUAAAUACUAGUUUUUAAUCAACCAUUUUUUAGAAAAUAGCUUAUUUUUGUUGUGUUUUUCAUAAACAAUAAACAACAUUUUUGGGAAUUACUGUCAAAGUAAGCAACAUUCGCAUCUAUGAGACGGAUUUAUAUUGGGGCAAGCACUAUCUCUUCAGCUGCAUUCUCUAAAAAAUGACAGAUAUCCGUCCUGGUUAUGGAUGGGUAUAAAUCUGGGUGGUUCCAAUAGAGUAGCGCUGACUGUCGAUGGAACGUAUAUAGAUAUGUAUUUUAGAUAACUUUCGUGCUAUGUUGUUGUUGUAGGCUCUGCUAGUGCGGUAUUGUUACCUAUCGUCAUCGUCUAACUCAUCUAAAGGUCGCCCUAGGAAGCGUGCUGUUUCGACAGGUUGCGUGCAGCGUUAGGUGAGUGUGAUUGAGAGGGCGUGCGAGGUACCUUCAUAUAAAGGGGGAUUUUUUAAGAGCUAUAGGAAAGUUUUUCAAAAGAACACACAUAAAAUUAAGAAAAAUUCAUGAAUCUUUUUGUAAGGGGUUAUACGCAGUUAUGAAGCAAAUAAAAGACGGGUUGUCAAGGAUUUAUCCUGAAGAAACUUCAGAAUAUUUUAAUUUGAAAAUUUUUGGCGGUUAUAAAAGCAUCCUUCAAGAACGUAACAAAAUUUUUUAUUUAUGAAAAUGUUGAUUAUAGAGCGCGCUGCAGGCGAUUUCUGGAACCUCCUUUAAAAAAAGACGAUUUACGGUGUACAUCGUAACUCAGGAUUGGAUUAUCUGAAAUCAAAAAACCAAACAAAUUUUGUUAUAAUAAUAAUAUAUUAGAUUAUCUAGUAAUUAAUCGUUCGGCUAAUCAAAAUAGUGAAUUUUCACAAAAUGGCAGCUUUUAAAAGAAAUGAUUUCGAUUUUUACGUUAAAAUUUGGCCGUAAAUUGAUUAUAAAAUGGAAAAUAAGUAUCAGAUUUACAAAAGGAACGAUUAAUUACUAGAAAAUGUAUCUUUAAAGAUUGAGUUAAAACGGUUGACCGAUCAAACAAGCCGUUUUCGAGAUAUCGUGUACACCGACUUGAAAAAUGCCGUUUUGAAAAAAAACACGUUUAAAGUUUCAAUACCUACCUUAAAACGUGCCGAGGCAUCUCUACAUAUUUAGGUAUAACUCCGAAAGUAUUGCUUAGAUCUACUUCAAAUUUCGUGCGUAUACUUUUGAAUAUAUGUACAUUACAAAAAUGCAAUUAAAAAAUCGAUUUUUUUUGAAAGUCAUAACUGCGUAUAACCCCUUAAAUCGAUAGUACAGUCCAUAUAAUUUAAUGUUUGAAGAUUAUUUCAUGCAAAUGUUGACCGCGACUGCGCUUCAAAUGGUCCAUCCGCUUAGUACAAUUUUGGCACACUCUUUCCAAUGUUUCGGCCGGUAUCUCACAUAUAAAUGCUUUAAUGUUGUCUUCCAAUGCAUUAAUUGAAGUAGGCUUGUCUGAAUAGACAUGAGCUUUAACAUAGACCCACAAACAAUAAUCUAAAGGCGUUAUAUCGCACGAUCUGGGUGGCCAAUUGAUAGGUCCCGAUCGUGAAAUAAAAUGUUCACCGAACUGGCCUCUCAACAAGUCCAGUGCUACGCGUGCUGUGUGGCAUGUCGCACCGUCUUGCUGAAACCACAUGUCAUGCAAGUCAAUCUCUUGCAUUUUGGGGGAAAAAAGUUGGAUAUCAUUUCACGGUAGCGCUCACUAUUCACAGUUAUGUUACGAUUCGCAGCAUCACUGAAGAAGUACGGUCCAAUGAUACCUCCAGCCCAUAAACCGCACCAAACUGUUACCUUUUCUGGAUAUAUUGGUAGCUCUUGCAAUUCUUCUGGCUGAUUUACGUACCCAUUGAUCCAAAAAUGAGCUUCGUCGCUGAACACAAUUUUUCGACUUUAAACUUUCUUAACAGAACACGCAUUUUUAUAAUAAAAUUCCAUGAUUUGCAAGAGUUGUACGUUUGUAAGACGUUCAUGGUUAAAUUAUAGACCAAACUGAAGAUAUUUGGCAGUGAAACAAAACACGCAACGUCAGCAGUUUAAACCAACUGUUUAAAAAGAUAAUAGCUAAAAAAUCACCCUUUAUAUUGAGAAUAUCGUGGUCGACUUUAGAUAAGUACAGGGUGGGCCAAAUAAGACCUAAUGCCUAAAGACUACUGCAUAGCAGUAUGCGCAGUUGCUCCAUCUUGUUGAAACCACAAAUUAAGAUACUGCUCCGCCAUUGGUCGCAAAAAGUUUUCAAUCAAUGUUCUGUAAGAAGCUCCUGAAAUCGAUUCCGGAGUUUCAUCCUCAUUUUCGAAGAAAUAUGGACCGAUAACUCUAGUGGCCAUAACAUCGCACCAAACAGUACAUUUAGAUGGGUGCAACUGAUGUUGGUGUGUUGCCCUGGGAUUUUCAGAGCCCCACAAUCUACAAUUUUGUUUGUUGACAUAGCCAUUUAAAUGGAAAUGCGCUUCAUCCGACAUCAAAACAUUAUUUAAAAAAUCAAUUUGUGGGGCUAAUUGUGUAAGAAUAGAAAAACUCGGAAAUUUUAACGCGUUGUACUGUAGGGUUCCAUAAUAAAUUUCCAACAAUUCAAUUAUAACCUACAAAAAGAGAAAAGUAAAUAUGUCAAAAAAAAGUAAGUUAUUUGUGCUUAACAUUAGUAGGUCUUAUUUGUCCCACCCUAUAGAAGUUCAACCUGCUGCCCAGACCGCAAUUCAGCCAGCCCUGUAACCAUAAUUGAAUUUGGCCUGUCUAGUGCGUUAAACCUAACUGUCAUGUUAUUUUAGUUUUUACUUAACUGUACUAGUAAAAGUACUUAACUUGUACGAUGAUCUAAAAAAAAUAUGUAUCGAAAUGAAGCCGAGAUCAUUAUUGAGGUAAUCCACAAAGGUUUACUAAUUGUUAGUCAUCACAGGGCUAUGCCACCAAAGCGACACCUCCAUACCAGUCCUUUCAGGCAUUGGGGUUAUUGAAGUUGUUCAGAGUUUAAAGGAAUUGGAGGCAUUAGAAGUAAGUAAAUCCAUUCGAUAAUUUUCAGGUUUGGUAUUUCUUCGUUUCUUCAUUUCGUUGCAAAUAACAUUUGUGAAUAAUAAAUACUUAUUUCAAACAAUUUUAAUUAGUUUAUUAUGUUGUUGACCCUUUUCAAGUAGAGAUUAGAUCUUUCUAUUCGAUUAACUUGACGAAACAUUUGCGUGUGAAAGUAACAAGAAAGUUAUCGAGUAAGAUUCGCUGCUAGUGUGUAUGGUUAUACCUCAUUAAACUGGUGUUGCAACUUUAGUUGCAAGAUGGGGUUCAGGCUAAUCUAACCUACACCUUGUAACCAAAACAAAUUUUUUAAAAUAAAUUCACUUAUAUUUACAACUGUGUUCAAAAAAAUAGUAGGGCCUUUGAGUCAUAACAAUGAAAUUGCAUAAUUGAAUGAUAUAAAGUCUAGAAAAUAGUAAAUUUUAAUUCCUUUCGAAAAUGCUCAUUUCACGGAUUUUUCCAUGGAAACGCGUACUCGGCCAUAAUAUUUCGUUUUCGUUUGUUUCAAGUCUAAAAUAUUUAUAAUUAUAGUUUUUACAGAUCACUUGGAGCUAAUAUGAACUUAAUUACACCAGAUAGUUAAAUAAAUAAAUUAAUAAUUAAAAAAAGUUUAGAAAUUUAUAAAAUUCAUUCUCUGACACCGAAAAGUCAACCGGAUUAGAACUCGAGAUCUCAUUGAAUUAUCUUAGAGCGCGAGUAAUGGAGCAUUACGCGCAUAAUUCGUAUUGAGAAAUUUAAGAUGAAAUUGAUGACUGUUGCGUAGAGAUCUAGUAGAGAUAUGAAAGUGAAUGCUCCGUAGUAGGCAUUAACUAUCAAUGUAUCCUUUAAUUACUCUAAAAACAAAAGAUAGUGAGAGUAUAGAUCUUCUACUCCCCAGAGACUUUAAGUUAAUCAAAACCAAAUGAGAUUUAUUGAAAGGGAUAGGAUUAAAGAAUUUUAACGUCCUUAGAGCACAUUUAAGGAAUUUUACCAUGGAUAGGACCAAUGACAGUGCACGAAACGCACGAUUAUACCAUAAUUAUCAUAUUUCUGCAUCAAAAGAAGAACCGCCUGGAAUCUUUCGCUUUCGAAUUAUUGUGAAUUAUUCUGCGUACUAUCCCAGUUGUGUCCGACAGUGAUGUUCAAAGUUUUAGGUUUCCCGCCAUAGUAAUUAUACCUACCUAGUGGCACGUAUGCGCGAGUACAUCCUUCACUAGGUGUUUGGCCCAGCUUCUCCUCAAAUUCGUGGUGUGCGCCUUAAUGUUUUUAUACAAAUGUAAGAACCUACAGCUCUAUGUCGUCGCCGAACGGGAAGUUAUCCCUGCUCUGUAAUAAACAUUUCUUCAUAUGCUCUCUGAUAUCAAUUCCUCUGUCAUUCCCUAUCCUCCGAGCCCGUCGAAGAAACAGUUUCUUGGAUCUAUCUCGAAUCCAAGGUUAUCGUAUUUUUAUGAGGAGCUUUGCCAAAAAAAGGCUUUAUCUAUCAUUUGAUGUUUUAUGCCUGGUGUGGGUUUCGCACACCAGCUAAAGGGUUCGUACGUGACGUAUGAAUUCUGAUAGCUUAACUAUUAAUUCUCGCUUUGAUUAUUUGAUAAAAAAACAUUUCUCGCAUUUCUUUAGUUUUCUUUGCAACUGUACUCUUAGUUUUGUUUUAAUGAACAACACACAUACGCACCGUAUAUCAAAGUGCAACGAUGCGAAACAAAACUAAGGGUAAACGUUGUAAAUUUUAUGAGCUGUUGCACUACUAAUUCCUUGAAUAGCAUACAAUACAAUAUGUAGGAUUCUUGGCGGCAAUCAGUCGAAUUUCCCGACACUUAUUUUUUUGUUUAAUCUGUUUGUGUAUGAAAUUGAGGUGCACAUUCUUUUAGGGGUUAGAAAUUUGCUGUUUUUAAAGUCGGCUUAUUCUUUAUAUAUUUACUGCCGAAUUGCUGGCUGCAUGCAUAUAAAAUUGUUUAGUCUAAAUGUUGUGGAAAAGUCGAUUAUCUUGUCUAGGUUCCCCAUUGAUGAAAUUGAAAUUCUUGUGUGCUUUUCUAUAUCUAAAUAAUAUACCUGUAUACAUACAUACUUUUGCAUUUUAAGCAUUUCUUAGAUUUAAAUAGGCGCUGUCUUUAAAUUUUCGAAACACAACACGUUUCCUUUUACGGCGCCUGGUCUGGAAAUUUACUAGUUUAGGGUUUUUUAAAUCAUGCAAUUUGCAAAAUUUCUUAUUAUUAUCUGUUGAUGUACAUACAUAUGUGCAUACAUUGUUUUUAUAUAUAAAUGUAUGUAUGUAUGUCGUUUGCGUUUUUGAUUUUCGUAACCAAUCUAUUUUCAAAAUCAACUUUCAUUAAAAAAAUUAACUUUCAAAACAACUGCUUGUUUAAACUAAUUUUUUACCUUGCUCCAAAGUAAAGCUAUUAACAAUAAAAAAAAAAAACAAAUUAUUAUUCCAUUAUUUUAAUAUUUAUAGCCUUACCAUUUUUUGACUUUUCAAUUUUAAAUUAUUUGCUAUUUUUUUAUUUUGCUUUCAAAACACGAACAAAGACUAAAACGCAGAAACUUUGCUCACCCCUUUUUUUUGAAUUUAAAUGUUUUUGCAAUUUAUUGUAUGUAUUGUUUUUUUUCUCUUAAAACCAACAAAAUAUUUUUUUAGCUUUUUAUGUGAUAGUCUUUUACAAUGCGCAUGCGAAUUUUUUUAAUUAUACUACAAAUUAUUUGCUACAAUGAAUGGAAGUUUAUUUAUAAAAUUGCGUAUUAAAAAAUAAUAAAUUUG